Messenger RNA from Schistosoma rodhaini, 423 nucleotides. NCBI's taxonomy places the organism in Eukaryota, Metazoa, Platyhelminthes, Trematoda, Strigeidida, Schistosomatidae. The record is from the annotation of a GenBank genome assembly.
AUGACAGAACACGGGGAUAAGAAAAACCGAAAAAUUCCAAAUUAUUUUGUUCUUGGUGCGUUUAUAGGUAUAUCAGGUCUGUCUUUAAUGGCAGGAUUCACAUAUAAAAUAUCAUCUUUCAAGAAGAUCAAUCCACUACCAUUCAUGCAGGCAAUUAAUCAGGACAAAAAUAUGCAGGAAUCUGGUAUACAUUUUGCUGCUCGUGCUCUUGGAGUAGCAACAAUUAUAACUACCUCAUCACUAGGAGCAUUGUCUUUAUUUAUGUGGUACAUUAUAAACCCAGUGGAUAGAAACGACUUUAAUGAACGUAUGCGGAAUGUAUUCCCUUCUAGAUGGAAGAUAAAACCGUCAGAUUCUCAUUCUGAAAUUAGAACUUUCGAACAGCUUUCAGCCCUAAUAAAUGAUUCUGUAAACAAGAAAUGA